Messenger RNA from Manduca sexta (tobacco hornworm), 2022 nucleotides. Its product is annotated as zinc finger protein 726-like. The record is from RefSeq and is a predicted model, not a curated record. Gene Ontology annotation, biological process: regulation of transcription by RNA polymerase II. The transcript has a single exon. The coding region runs from base 891 to 1907 and encodes 338 amino acids. Gene Ontology annotation, molecular function: DNA-binding transcription factor activity; zinc ion binding; RNA polymerase II cis-regulatory region sequence-specific DNA binding. Gene Ontology annotation, cellular component: nucleus. Lineage: Eukaryota; Metazoa; Arthropoda; Insecta; Lepidoptera; Sphingidae.
ACACAUCAUAUUAAUUUGCAACUAAAUUUAUUAGAUAGAGUAUUUAUUAAAGAAAAUGAUGUAGUAUAAAUAUUUUAAAAAGACCUAAAUAAUAUUUUUUAAAGCAUUUAUUUACAAAUCUGUAUAUUUUCGCCCGUAAAUAAUGUAAUUGGGAGAGGGCCUUAGUGUAAAAUGGACGAUGCGUGUAUUAGCACUGUAGCAGUAAGUACAUUAUAUUGACUUAUCACGUUAUACGCAUGCGUACUGUCAGAAAAUUAAUUUAUUGUUAAUUUCUACUAAAGAAGUUAAAAAUCCAUGAUAAAAGUAUUUUCCUCUAAUUCUUCUCUUCUAUUAUUUGACUAAAAUCUAUAAGAUAUUUAUUAGUGUAAUUUAGAUAAAAGAUUGUCUAGUAUAUAAUGUGGGUAUUUUUAAAAAAUAGCCACCUAGUACCUUCUUAUUACAUCAAUGAUUAAAUAUCUAUCCAAUUAAUUAAUAAUUCAAGUUAUUUUGUAUAACUUAAUUUUUGAGAAUAGCCAAUAUUGUAUAGUUAUAAGCGACCUAUUUUUGUAAUGGCGACAUCGUUCGCCAUUUGUCAUGUACACUGUGCGCUGGUGCAGUAGAUCUACCUAAACAUAACAACAAACGAAAGCCGGAAGAAUGUCGGCUCUUUUUUAUUGUCCAAUUUAUCAUUAAAUAUAUCAAUUAUUGGUUUCUCUACUUGUUCUUGAAAUAUGGAAUUUACGUGACGUUAUAAUAAAGCGUAAUAAACUACGGAAAUUACAGUUCUCUACAAUAAUCAAAUAUGAUAGUUUAUAGUACCGCUGUAAUAAGUGAUUGAAGAAUCGCAUAGAAUUGUAUGAAAGAAAGAGCCCACGUGCACUGCCUGAAUAUUUCAUAAGUUAAACUGUAAUAUGUCUGGUAAAAGGAUCAAGAAAACGUUCUCCAAACAAUGCCGAAUAUGUUUAAAGGCUGGUGAAAUUCCAAUAUAUGGCGAGGAUUGCCAUUCAGAUUUAUCAUUUGAUGUGAGAAUCUUUGGAGAUAUUGAUAUGAGCGAAGACGAUGAAUACCCUAAACAUUUGUGCGAACAGUGUCAUAAGCUUUUACAAUGCGCAAUAUUAUUUAGAAGCACUGCACAAAAAUCCGAUAUGAAUCUCAGAGAACCGAAAGUUAAAUGCGAAUUUACUUCAGAUGAUUCUAGUGAACCUGCUUUAUUAGAAAAUAAUUCUAUUAAAGCUAAGCAGUAUAGAGAACCUACGCAAACUUCCUCAGUGUUUGAUUAUUUUUCUGAUGUCUUUAGUGACGACGGUACGCAGGAAAAUAAAAUCGUAAAAUGUCGCAGUAAAUCCAGAAUAAGUAAAGUACAAUGUCGUGUGUGCCGCAAAAUAAUAACAAAGGCUUAUUAUAAAGAACAUUAUGCUCUCCACGAUCCUGCUAUAGCUAAGUAUAUAUGUGAUAUUUGCGGGAAAUCUUUUCGACAGCGUAGUGCACACGUGACCCAUCGUUUUACUCACAGUACUGAAUUCAAAUUUAAAUGCAAAGUGUGCCCAUAUCGCGGCCGCAGUUCAGGAUUGUUAAAAACUCAUCUCCGGAUACAUACAGGAGACUAUAAAUACAUGUGUUCAGAAUGCCCGGCCAGAUUUCUCACGAAAAGUAAUCUCAACAGACACGCUUUAAAACAUAAAGAUCCGCAGUUCAAGUGCGAUACUUGUAAAAGAGCUUUUCAUUUGAAACUAACUUUGGAACGCCACAUCGAAGCUAUUCACCGCGGUAUAAAAAAUCACGUAUGUGAUUUUUGUGGCAAAGCAUUUGGGUAUAGAAAAGCACUGAUGCAGCAUGAACGCGAUGUCCAUAAAAGAGAGAAAAAGUCUCAUGGACGAGCACCAGCUUAUUUACAAGCUGAAGAUAAAAAACAACACGUCGAACAAUAAACCUUAUUGUAAUACCUAUAGACUAUUCGUAAAAUGUUUACACGAGUAACUUAUUCUGUACAAGUAGGUACAUAUUUUUAUGGGAACACGAUAAUAUAAUUAUAUGAGAAAAAAA